ACCAGUUCAAGUCAAAUGUGUCAGUUAGUUCAGAACGAAAGAAUGAUGAAAGAAUAUCACUCUUGUUACACUGGGCAGCUCAAGUGCAUGAAACAAUGAAAUAAUGAGAUGAAACUGAGGUGAAUCUGUGGAAAGUGGUUAGUGGAGUGUCAACACUGUUAGUCUGUGGUGUGGUGACUGGAGGGUGCUAUCUCUGUUAUCACUAGAGAUAUCUUACCUUACCGGUCAUACGUCGUAGUAUUCUACUCUACAUACUUGAGAAAUUGAGAAUUUAAUUUACAUUUCGCAUUAGAAGAUCGUCGAUUUUUGACUGGUAUUGAACGUAUAUCAAGUACAAUGAAUUCAAGCACACGAUUUCUAAAAGUAGACAUGGUAAAGAGUUUUCGUUUGAUGUCACAAUUGGGAGAUCUUGGAAGUGGAGCAGGUAAAGGUGGCGGCGGUGGUGGAAGCAUCAGGGAGGCUGGUGGAGCUUUUGGUAAACAAGAAGCAGCCAGAGAAGAAGAGUACUUCUACAAGCAGCAAAGGGAACAGUUGCAGAAAUUGAAAAAUGAUCUAAAGGAUGAGAUAAGCUUUCAUGAAGAACAAAUCAAGAGACACCAAGAAGCUAUUUCUCGCCAUAAUACUAGAGUUAAUGAAUUGGAUAAAGCACAAUAGGAACUUGGCCAUCACUUAAAUACCCAUUUAAUAGUUUUUAAUCACAAAGUGAAAUGAUCAUGUGUAUAAUGU
Messenger RNA from Phaedon cochleariae (mustard beetle), 726 nucleotides. Lineage: Eukaryota; Metazoa; Arthropoda; Insecta; Coleoptera; Chrysomelidae. The record is from the annotation of a GenBank genome assembly.